Molecule: messenger RNA, 945 nt
Organism: Macrosteles quadrilineatus (aster leafhopper)
Lineage: Eukaryota; Metazoa; Arthropoda; Insecta; Hemiptera; Cicadellidae
Product: SKI8 subunit of superkiller complex protein-like
Exons: 2
Coding region: 1-945 (314 amino acids)
Molecular function (GO): protein binding
Source: RefSeq, a predicted model, not a curated record
AUGACAGCCCUAGUUCACAAAUCCCCCAGUUCACAAUUAACCAACUCACACGGUUGCAACAAGCAAUGCGUGGUUACCGGUGCAGUCAACGGAACAGUGAAGAUAUGGAAGGUACAGGAGAAUGCCCUAGAAACCCUCCAAGAAAUUCAAAACGCGGAUUGUGGGUCCAUCUUCAGUGUAGGGGUUAAUCCGCAGGGAUCGCAUAUCUUUGCAAUGUUCACCAGUGGUUCCAUCAAGAUGUGGAGCACAGAUGGGGUGCUCCACGGUACUAUUCAAACGAGUCCAUUGGACCAUUGUAAUGGUGUGUUUAUUGAUGAUUCGAGAAAGAUUGUGACUGGUACCCAUGAUGGUAAAAUCAACUUCUAUUAUACUGGUAACUGUGGUCUGGCCAAAUCAAUAACAACAACGCACGGUUUUAUCAGCUCGGUUGCGUUUAGCCCAGAUUCACAAUUGCUUGCCGCCGGCUUUGAAAGCGGUAAUGUUGUAAUCUACCGUCAUCGAUCAGGGGCCAUAAUUAAAGACUGCAACCUGAAUGGAAAGAAAGUGAACUGUAUAAGCUUUUCUAACGACUCCAAAGAGUUCAUCUCGUGCACAGGAAUUGGCGUAACAAUCUAUGGGGUUGAACAAAACCGAUUGCUCCACUUCAUUCCAGCGCAUCUACAACCGAUACUGAGCUGCUCGUUAUCAAACAACGGUAAGUUCUUUCUCACCUGCAGUGAAGACAACAGUGUAAACGUUUGGGACAAGGAAGAGUGUGUGUCCAAGGCCACAAUUGUUGCACAUAGUGACAGUGUUUGGGGGGCUUUGUACCUCAUGUGUGAUAAAAAAAUUGUAACCGUUAGUGAAGACAAAACUGUAAAGAUGUUUAAGCUGAAAAAAACCAGCCAAUCCAAAUUUGUUAGUUGGGCAGUCCCAAUUGUAAACUUUAUCAAACGGUCAUUCUAA